CUGAAUGUGACACGUGAUAGGCAGUACAGAUGCUUAAAGCAGGUACAGAUAUGUGACCAUGGAUCUGCCAACACAAGGAAGGUUUGACUAGGGCUGUUUUGGUAUUGUACAUCAUAAACCUGCCACCAAGUUGCAUAAGAUCUGCAAUGCAUGUGACGCUGCUACACGUGUGAAACUGUGCUGCAGUCCGGAGCUAGAGAGCACCCUUGGUAGAUGUACAAACUGUAUGUGUGGUACACCAGUAGUACACAGGCUACAUGUACACUUAGUCUGCAGAUUACAUCAUCACGAGUGCAGACUCCAUCAGUGAUAGCAUCAUCAGUACCAUAAUACAGUGCCUCAACGACUACUUCAGUGAAACAAGCAAGGUAAAGAGAAGAAUUUCAAGUAGUCAUCAGCCAUGACGGAUUCAGAUCUAGACAGUGUGAAGGUGUCUGUGAUCAGUCAUUCAGCACACAGUGUGAUGGAUCAACCAGUCUGCUGCCAGAGACACAAACCUGAACGCCCCCGCCAGGCCUACAGUGGAACAACCCGAUCCCAGACCCCAUCACAAUGGUCUCUCCGCAAGUUCAAGGUGGCGUUUCGGGACAUUGAUAUUGAGGAACUGUACCAGAAGUAUUGUGUGCGGAUGAGACAUCCCCUGGUCAUUACGCUGCUCACCGUCUUCCUCCUGUACUGUAUCUGUCAAGCUGCAUUCCACUUCUCUCACUGGACCCAGACUCAGGAGCAGAUAACUCAGGUUGUUUUCCUCUGCAUAGGGGGCUCUGUAAGCAUCGCUCUUCAGGUGCUACUCUGUUUGAAGAGACUAUAUGUGAGGUUGUCAGCUGUGCUGAGCCUGGCGGUCUGGUUUGUCUGUAUCGUCACGGUGAAUUGUUACUACAGCGUGGCUCGCUUCAGAUCGCCCUCAGACGAUCUCUUCAUCAUGCUCUACCUGGUGGCAGCACUCCACAUGAUGUUACCGCUGCCUCAGCGCCACUCCAUUCUGCUGGGAGGAGUCACCACUGUCUUACAGCUGACACUGUCUGCUACCCUUUCCAAGACACACAGAGAAUAUUUAGCGCUACAACUGGUUUGCAGCUUUAUCAUCCUGAUGUGUGCUAAUGUAUUAGGCCUGUACCAUAAAUACAUGACUGAUGUGGCUCACAGGAAAACUUUCCUUGAUGCGCGCAAUUUCAUGGAGUCAAAACUGCGACUCGAGAGAGAAAAACAGCAACAGGAGGAGUUGCUGGUCAGCUGUAUUCCAUCUAACUUGGUCAAGACCAUCAAAGAUCACCUUUGAAAUGUGCAGAGUCUGAGACAACCAAAGUGUACCAUGUUCCAUGACCUCUAUGUGCAACAUUACUCCGAUGUCACUAUUUUGUAUGCAGAUAUUGUGAACUUUACCCCACUGGCUGCAGACUGUUCUGCAUCUGAGCUCGUUCACAUGCUCAAUGAACUCUUUGGAAAAUUUGAUCAGUUAGCCCAGGAAUCUCACUGUACAAGGAUAAAGAUUCUGGGAGAUUGUUACUAUUGUGUGGCAGGGUUACCCAAACCUAAUGCUAACCACGCCACAAACUGUGUGAGAAUGGGCCUGAGAAUGCUGGAGGUCAUAGGUGAAGUGCGAGAGGCGACAGGAGUAGAGGUGGACAUGCGUAUUGGCAUUCACACAGGGGCCGUGUUGUCGGGAGUCUUGGGCCUCAAGAAGUGGCAGUAUGAUGUCUGGUCGGAUGAUGUCACCCUCGCUAAUCACAUGGAGUCCUCUGGUGUUCCUGGGAGAGUUCACAUCUCCCAAAGCACCCUGGACUGUUUGGACGAUCAGUUUGAAGUGGAACCAGGAGAAGGAGAUCAGAGAAGCUCAUUCCUGUCAGAUCUCCAUAUGAAAACCUACCUUGUCAAGCCUCAGAAACUCCAGCGGCGGAAGUUCCGUGCGACUCCAAUGCGUGGACGUUUGGACAGUAAUAUGAGAGCUUCUCUAAAGGUGACCAGGUACCUGCAGACCUGGGGGGUAGAGAAACCAUUCUCUAAACUGAGGCGGAACACCGUGGCCAAGAAGGUCUACAGUUCCAAGAGUUUUUCUGGGAUUGAACAAGAAGUGCUAGGGAAGACAAGAACACGUCCUCCAGAUUCACGAUCCAGUUUACAGCGUGAAAAGAUAGCCUAUAUAAAAGAGGUGAACAGUCAACUUGUGUCAGAGCUGGAAUACCUGGACACUCGUCAGCAGUGGUGCAACUCUGAAGAGUUUAGCCCUGUUCUUCUGAAGUUUAACCAGAGAGAAAUGGAGUCGGCUUAUGUCCACCAAGGGGAUCCCUCAUUCAGGUUUAGUCUCCUCUGCGUGCUCGUCAUCUUCACCUCACUGGGCUCUGUACAAAUCUUCAUGAUCUCCAGGUCUCUCAAGGUGGUUCUCACAUUUACUGUCAUGUGUCUCAGCCUUCUCACUCUGGUGUUGCUCACAUUUUCAAUCAGCAUAUUGAAAACAAAUAACAAGCUGUUUGGACUUUUCAACAAGUUUUCUGAGCUGAUAUCUGAAAACUAUGGGUUUCGACUUGGUUUAAGUCUCUUCACCAUCACACUGGUCCUGACGCUCAGUGUUAUCACUAUAACUGACUGUACGUCAUCUAAUAUCCCCCUGUCAUCAGCUAAUGCAACUGUUCAGCCUGGAACUGCUAGCUGUGAUUUCAUACCUUACUUUGUCAGCUGUUGUCAACUUUCCCUGAUGGCUUGUGGAGUAUUUCUGCGUCUCAGUUUUAUCAUCAAGUUUGCCAUCAUGGCCUUUGCUGUCCUGCUAUUCAGCCUUGGUAUCCACACCAUCUAGUACAGCCUUCAUCAUGUAUACCUCAGUCAGUGUGGCCACACAGGGUGUGACUUAACACUACAGACCAGGUCUACUCUCUACCUGCUGGUGCUGUUCGUCACACUUCACCUGCUAGACAGACAGCUAGAGUUUACCUAUCGCUUGGAUUUUCUGUGGAAGUGGAAGUCGCGGAGUGAGAUUGCCCAGGUGGAGCUCAUGGGGUCGGUCAGUAAGACACUGCUGGAGAAUGUGCUGCCGAGUCAUGUGGCAGAGCAUUACCUGAAGAAUGUCAGCAAGUCAGAAAGCCUGUAUCACGAAUACUACAGUUGCGUGACUGUCAUGUUCGCAUCAAUACCCUCAUUCAAGGACUUCUAUCAGCAGACGGCUGCCAAUAAACAGGGGCUGGAGUGCCUGCGUGUUCUUAACGAGAUCAUAGUUGCAUUUGAUACUCUACUGUCCAAAUCUGAGUUCAGCUGUGUGGAGAAGAUCAAGACAAUGGGCAGCACGUAUAUGGCAGUUACAGGCCUCCACCCCGGGGAGGGAAAUGAACAGGACUGUGUAAAGAAUGAGCAGCAUGUGCUUACCAUGACGGAGUUUGUCUUCACCAUGAUGGACCAGCUGGAGGAUGUCAAUAAGGACACAUUCAACCAGUUCAAACUCAGAGUCGGUAUCAACCAUGGCUCGGUGAUAGCUGGGGUGAUUGGUCCAUGUAAACCACAGUUUGAUAUCUGGGGUGAUACUGUGAAUGUGGCCAGUCGAAUGGACAGUUGUGGUCAGUCAGGAAAACUACAGGUUCCAGAAAAAACUGCUGUGAUUCUUAUAAAUGCUGGCUACCCUUACCAGUGUCGCGGAGAGAUAAAAGUGAAGGGGAAAGAACCAAUGAAAACUUAUUUUGUGUUCCCAAAGUGAGAAGGCUGGCUAAUACCAUGAGUGGAGAAAUAUGCAGAUGGUGAACAGAAGAGGAAAUCUGUUUACUUAAGGAGUGGAGAAAUAUGCAGAUAGUAAACAGAAGAGGAAAUCUGUUUGUAAAGGAGUAGAGAAAUGUGGAGAAGGUAAACAGAAGAGGAAAUCUGUUUGUAAAGGAGUAGAGAAAUGUGCAGAUGGUAAACAGAAGAUUAAAUCUGUUUGUAAAGGAGUAGAGAAAUGUGCAGAUGGUAAACAGAAGAGGAAAUCUGUUUGUAAAGGAGUAGAGAAAUACACAGAUGGUAAACAGAAGAGGAGUGGAGAAAUACGCAGAUGGUAAGCAGAAGAGGAAAUUUGUUUGUAAUGAGUGGAGAAAUACACAGAUUGUAAUCAGAAGAGGAGUGGAGAAAUACGCAGAUGGUAAACAGAAGAGGAGUGAAGAAAUACACAGAUGGCAAUCAGAAGAGGAAAUCUGUUUACUUAAGGAGUGGAGAAAUAUGCAGAUGAUGAACAGAAGAGGAAAUCUGUUUGUAAAGGAGCGGAGAAAUUCACAGAUGGUAAAGAAAAGAGGAAAUCUGUUAGUAAAGGAGUGGAGAAAUACGCAGAUGCUAAACAAAAGAGGAAAUCUGUUGUAAAGGAGUGGAGAAAUAUGCAGAUGGUAAACACAAGAGGAAUCUGUUUGUAAAGGAGUGGAGAAAUACACAGAUGGUAAUCAGAAGAGGAAAUCUGUUUACUUAAGGAGUGGAGAAAUAUGCAGAUGAUGAACAGAAGAGGAAAUCUGUUUGUAAAGGAGUAGAGAAAUGUGGAGAAGGUAAACAGAAGAGGAAAUCUGUUUGUAAAGGAGUAGAGAAAUGUGCAGAUGGUAAACAGAAGAUUAAAUCUGUUUGUAAAGGAGUGGAGAAAUAUGCAGAUGAUGAACAGAAGAGGAAAUCUGUUUGUAAAGGAGUGGAGAAAUUCACAGGUGGUAAAGAAAAGAGGAAAUCUGUUUGUAAAAGAGUGGAGAAAUACACAGAUGGUAAACAGAAGAGGAAAUCUGUUUGUAAAGGAGUGGAGAAAUAUGCAGGUGUUAAACUGAAGAGGAAAUCUCUUUGUAAAGGGGAUAAAUUAAUUGGCAGAUGAAGGAAAUACAUAUAAGUAACUGUGAAGCUGAAGAAGGGAUGCAUUUGGUGAAGGAAUGAAUAAAUUGACAAACGUCAAAAAGUGUAUUUGGCAAGGGAAUGGGAAACUACGAUGCUAAAGAACAGAACAGUUUAGUAAAGAAAUGAGGAAAUUAGCAAUAAUAGAAAUACAUUUGUCAUCAGAGAGAAGGGCAAAUAUGAAGUUUGAGGACAAAACAUGAAAAUAAAGGAGUAGAGAAAGCGAGAAAUUUAAAGCUCAUGAAAGAAAGGAAAUGAGCUGACUGAAAUCCAUUGCAGGCAAUUCUUAACAAUAAAACUGUAAUCUUUAUCAGGUGUGUAAAGAUGUGUUCUUAGAGUUUAGGGGUUUUAUGACUGAUUAUAAGCACAAGCUAGUGAGACGAGUCAUUUUAUCUCAGGUGGGGAGUGAACAUGUAGGCUGUCUUAAUGACUGAGUCUGUACCAUUAGGGCAGACCUUAUCCAAUGGCAGGUAAAUCAGUUCUGUGUAAUCAGAGUGCA
Messenger RNA from Liolophura sinensis, 5308 nucleotides. Its product is annotated as adenylate cyclase type 2-like. The record is from RefSeq and is a predicted model, not a curated record. Gene Ontology annotation, cellular component: plasma membrane. Lineage: Eukaryota; Metazoa; Mollusca; Polyplacophora; Chitonida; Chitonidae. Gene Ontology annotation, molecular function: adenylate cyclase activity. Gene Ontology annotation, biological process: intracellular signal transduction; cAMP biosynthetic process; adenylate cyclase-inhibiting G protein-coupled receptor signaling pathway.